AUGCAUCCUUCAAGACAAGCUUACGUGGAGGAGGUCAAAGAAGACACAGGUAUUGACCUCGCAGAUGUCCCCCUCGACCGCGACUAUGACAUGCCCUCUGCAACCGCUGGUAUUGCCCCCGAGCGAGCCAGUGCGAUCCUCUCUCAAUUUGACCGCAAGCGUCGCGCAGCCGCCAUAGCGGUCCCCACCGACGAUGGACGCGUGCGCGCGCGACUUCGAGAAAUGGGCGAACCUAUCACAUUAUUUGGGGAAGGGCCGGGUGAUAGAAGAGAUCGAUUACGACAGCUGUUGACGAUUGAGAGUGAAAUGAAGGCGGAAGAAAAUCGGGAGGAUGAAGAUGGUGAUGUGGAGAUGGGGGAGGGGGGAAAGGAUGAGGAAGCAGAGGAGGAAUUCUAUACGAGGGGGACGAAGGAAUUACUCGACGCGAGGAUAGAAAUUGCGAAAUUUUCGCUGCCCAGGGCGAAGAAGAGGGUAGAGAUUCAGAAGGUGGAGAAGGAUAUUCCGUUGAGGACUCAUAUUAAGUUUAGACAAGGGGUGAAGGAGAAAUUAAAGGAUUUUGAGUUACAGGGAAGUCAAACGGCUGGGGAGAGGCCAGUCAGUAUUGUGAGAAUUUCGCCGGGUGGGGAAUUGGUCGCUGCAGGCAAUUGGGGAGGCGGAAUCAAGCUGCUUGGAAUACCGGAUUUGGAAGUCAAGAAAUCGCUGAGGGGGCAUACAGAUAGAGUGGGUGGAAUCUCUUGGGCACCGGGUGCCACCAUAGAGGGGUCGAAUGUCUCGCCCGCCAGCGUCAACUUAGCAUCAGGAGGUGCGGAGGGAAAAGUCCAUCUAUGGAAUCUGGAGCAAGAUACGCCAGUUUCGACUCUUGCGGGGCAUAAUCAGAGAGUUUGCCGAGUGGAAUUUCACCCUUCCGGUAAAUACGUUGCAUCUGCAUCCGAGGACACAACAUGGAGACUAUGGGAUGUCGAAACUACUACAGAAUUAUUACUUCAAGAAGGACAUUCGAGGGGUGUAUUCUGUCUCAAUUUCAAUACCGAUGGGUCACUUCUAGCGAGCGCAGGUAUGGAUAGUAUUGGGCGCAUUUGGGAUCUCCGAACAGGCCGCACAGUCAUGAUCUUAGAUGGACAUAUCCGACCCAUCUAUGCCCUCGAUUGGUCUACCGACGGUCAUCGUGUUCUAUCGGGAUCUGGCGACGGCUGGAUCAAAUGCUGGGACGUGAGGAAAGUAGCAUGUACUGGUGGAGUAGGUGCGCAUCGUAGUGUGGUUUCUGAUUUGAGAUGGUUCAAAGGUAUGGAUGCCGAAUCUUUGCCGGAGAAAGAUGAGAAGGGAGUAGGAAAACCAAGGAAAGCAGGAUCAUUCUUUGUCUCGAGUGGAUUCGAUAAGGAUGUUAAUAUCUUUUCGGCGGAUGAUUGGGCGCUGGUACAGAGUUUGAGUGGGCACACGGGUAAUGUGCAUAGUUGUGAUGUAGGAGCAGAUAGCAAAUGGAUCGUUAGUGGCGGGUAUGAUAGAACGGUCAAACUAUGGGGAAGAAAUAACGGAGAGGGCAUUUAA
Molecule: messenger RNA, 1545 nt
Organism: Sclerotinia borealis F-4128
Lineage: Eukaryota; Fungi; Ascomycota; Leotiomycetes; Helotiales; Sclerotiniaceae
Source: the annotation of a GenBank genome assembly